UUGCAAGCUAUUGUGCAAGAAAAAGAAAAGAAAAAUUUUAUGCCCGGAAAUAGUGUCAUGGUGAAAAAGACGGCACUAGUGGUGUCAUGCGCCAUCACUCUCUGACGUCACAUCCACUUUGAUUUUAUUUGAUUGGUUGUUUUUUGUUGGCAUCACAACUCGAGUAUUUUUCUUCUAUCUCUGACAGUUCAUUGGUUUUUUGAAUUUAAAUUGACCACACUGUCGCGCAUUUAAAAUGGGCCUUUAACUUUGAAAUAAAAUUCAAAACAUUUUAACGUUUAUUUUGCAGUGACCGUUUCUAGUUGACGAAGCCGGCAAAGCGUCUGUUGAUUUUUACUAGUGAAGUUGUUUAAAUUAGUUUUUAGUGAUAUAUUUUUAUAAAAAUGUCGAAAACAGCAAACAAAGUUAUGAUUAUGCCUGAAAAUAUACCUCCUGAUUAUCAAAAUGCUGUUGAAGAGAUAACAAACAUUAUGGAAGAGCAUGUGAAAAUGAAUCCAAAUGGGUACAAAUGGUCACUGAGUGAUUUUGACAUUGGAGUUCCUCUCGGUCGUGGUAAAUUUGGAAGGGUUUACUUGGCCCGUGAGAAAAAAACAAAGUAUAUUGUUGCCUUGAAAACCUUAUACAAAGUUGAGUUGAUCCAAGGGCGAGUAGAAAAACAAGUAUUGAGAGAAAUUGAAAUCCAGUCACAUCUACGACACCCAAAUAUUUUACAAAUGUUUACGUAUUUCUCUGAUGAGAAAAAAAUCUACUUGGUACUCGAAUAUGCUGCACGAGGUGAAUUAUACAAUUACAUGAAAAAACAGCCUGGAAGACGAUUUAAUGAACCUCUAUCAGCUAAAUUUGUCUAUCAAGUUGCUGAUGCUCUGGAAUAUUGUCACAAAAAUAAUGUCAUUCACAGAGAUCUUAAGCCUGAAAAUUUAUUGCUUGAUUACCAUGGAAAUGUUAAGUUGGCUGAUUUUGGAUGGUCAGUCCACGCGCCAUCGUCAAAACGUAAUACGAUGUGUGGAACGUUAGAUUAUUUGCCACCGGAAAUGAUAAACGGUCAGUCUUAUAACGUUCAUGUUGAUAACUGGUGCCUUGGAAUUUUAUGCUACGAGUUUUUGGUUGGGGAACCGCCAUUUUUGAGUGAUAAUCAACAGGAUACUUACAAAAAAAUUCGCAGUGCUGACAUCACAUAUCCUCCUCACAUUUCAAUGGACGCCAAAGAUCUUAUAUCUAAGCUUGUUAAAAAACAAAGUUCCGAAAGAAUACCCUUAAGUUCUGUCAAGAAACAUUUCUGGAUAACUAAAAAUAAAGAUAAAGCAAAACUAAAUUAAGUUAAAAAAAAAAGUUACAAUUUUAGUUAUUUAUAAUUUGUAUUAAUCUUAACUUUCAUAUAUUACAUUAAUUUUUCCAUGAAAAAUAGUCUAGAAUUUUUUUUUUGACCAUUCUCCAGAACAUUUGUUUUGUCAGGACUUGGAGAUUUGAUUACUUCACAAUUAUUGACAGUAUUAAGUUUACUUGAGGAUUUAUUGACAUCAUCAACUUGUUCGAAAACAACUGAACGAAGAUCCUGUUUUAUAUUUUCGAUUUCUUGAAAU
Molecule: messenger RNA, 1580 nt
Organism: Microplitis mediator
Lineage: Eukaryota; Metazoa; Arthropoda; Insecta; Hymenoptera; Braconidae
Gene: aurB
Product: aurora kinase B
Exons: 5
Coding region: 384-1316 (310 amino acids)
Biological process (GO): mitotic spindle organization; protein phosphorylation; regulation of cytokinesis
Cellular component (GO): spindle midzone; chromosome passenger complex; spindle pole centrosome
Molecular function (GO): ATP binding; protein kinase activity
Source: RefSeq, a predicted model, not a curated record